CCCUGCAUGUUUUCCGGUCUUGCUGUGGCGUGUCUGACGCAGCUCCCUGUCACUUUUUAUUAUUCAACAGUCAGACUUGUGACCUUUGGAGGGAAUUAUGGAGCUUGUCUAACACUUUCCAUCGCCUGUGCGUCGGGGCGUGUUGCUGUGUUUCCGUCAGGACUCGUCCAGACGCGUUGCGUGUCUCCUGGGCGAAUCAAGUUCAGAUCUUAACAUCACAGCUUCUCAAAACACAAUGCAGACCAACUGUCCUCCACUGCAGCUUGAUGCAGAGCGCUUGGUGAUAUACUUCACACCUGGACUCCAGGUUUCCCAGGAUGGUUUUCCACCUGCACACACCCUUGGCGGGUGAAGCCGCUGAGGUUUUACUGUAAUAAAGUACUGCUUGGUGAAUCACCUCCCCUCCAACGACAGGUAAGAUGAAAGUUAGAUAAAGUGAAGCUUGUGUGUGGUUAGCUCUCGUGGGUGUGACCUGACCAAAGGGAACCCGUUGAAGUGUGAGGCACGACUCGAUCACAGUGGAUCCCCUCAUCAUGACGCCCUUUCUGUUUCUCCUCUUCGUUAUUACUGGUUGCUGUGUGGGGCAGGAUCUUCUGCCAGACGGUCCAGUGGAGGCAGUUUUGAGGAAAAAUGUCACUUUCGAAACCCUGGUUGAUUUCAAAGACGACUUCAUCACCUUUACCUGGUAUUUCAGCCGCGGGAGUGAGCUGAAACCCAUCGUCACUGUAACGCCAACAGGGGAAACGGUGUCUGAAGGCUACCAGGGACGAGUGCAGGUGAACCGGACCAAUGGAUUCUUGACCCUGGGGCCUCUGAAGGCGAACGACAGAGGGUAUUAUAAGGCCACCAUGGUAACUUCUAAAAAGAGACUGACUGGAGAGACCAUGCUCCGAAUUCUGGGAUGCUGUAAAUGGUACGCACUGCCUGAGGGUCCAGUGGAUGCAGUCUUGGGGAAAAAUGUGACUUUCAAAACCCUGAUUGAUCCCAAAGAGGAGAUCAAUGCCACAGUCUGGUUUUACAGCAGUGGAGGUAAACUGAUACGCGUCGCCGAUUACAGCAGAGUGGAGGAGAGCGUGGCGUUUGUGCCUCACCAGGGAAGAGUGACGGUGAACCAGACCAACGGCUUCAUGACAAUGGGGCCUCUGGUCAUGGCAGACAGCGGGGAUUAUCACGUCAACAUCUUUACUCCGAAAGGAGUGAUGAUCGGAGAGACCAAGCUGCGAGUUCUGGAGCCGGUGUCAGACGUGAACAUCAGGGCCAACGUUUCUGAGAUGGUAGAGUUCAACAGCACUGUGGUUCUCACCUGCUCUGCUCGGGGCUCAUUCCUCAAAUUCUCCUGGACCAGCGGCACCACACCCAUCAUGGCCGACAACACACGAGUCACUAUUGAAGAGGAAGCCACGUCCAGUGUUCUGACUAUCAGUGGUAUUCGGAGUUCAGACCUAACUGGCUCCAUCUACUGCACAGCUGCCAACCAGCUGGAGAUGGAGAAGAGCGCCCCCUUCAACCUCACUGUCCUCUUUCCUCCACCUCCACCUGUACUGACUCCAACAAAGCCUGGGAGCAGCAGGUGGUCAGUGACUUUUUUAAAUCCGGAUCCUUGUGCUGUGAAGGGCUCUUCAGUGCAGUUCAGGUGCUCAUACGACUACCCAGAUGGUGAGACUGUCCAAAAGAAUGGGUGGUUCAAAGGAGAGUUCAAGGACAACAGAUGGAAACGCAUUCAGCUCUUGAGUCUUCCUUCAUAUCAGAACCGUGUGAAAUACGUUGGGGACCAAGAGCACAACUGUAGCUUAGAGAUUUACAACCUGCAGGACAAUGACACUGGAUAUUACUACUUCAGAUUUGACACACACACAUACGGAUGGCACAGUAGAAGAUCAGUGUACCUAUCUUUAACAGAUCUGAUUGCCAGUGUGAAACCCAGCAGUGUGAGACAAGGACAAAAUGUAACUCUAACAUGUGACACAUCCUGCAACCUGCCCGAGGAGGCCUCCAUUGUCUGGUUCAGAAAUGGGCAACCAGUUGUGAAAGCAGCCCAGUUCCAGGCCAGUGCAGAGGAUGCUGGGAAUUAUACCUGUGCUGUUGAAGGCCAGGAGUCAGUGCAGAGUGAUCCUGUGGUUCUGGACGUUCAGUCACCCACAGGACUACCAGAGGAGGAGGAAAGUGGUGAACUAAGGACGACAUCCUCACAUGCUGCCACGUCCCCACAUACCACCAUGUCCUCACAUGCUACCACGUCCCCACAUACCACCAUGUCCCCACAAACCACAGUGUCCCUAUAUACCACCCUGUGUUCACAUGCCAACACAGCACAGGAGGGCAGGGAUACAAGGCUGGUUAAUCAGGACUACAUGGACAUCCAACAUGCCUGGUUUGACAAGCUGCACGCAGAACUGGAGGAGAUGCGGCUGAGCUUUGAUAGGAGCCUCCGUCAGAUGGAAAGUCGUACACAUUCCCUGCUGUGGUCCCUGAGCAGAAGACUGGAGCAACUGACAGAGACCAUUGACCGCAACUCAGCCUCCCCACACCAGACCAAAACAUACCUAUCUAUUAGUCAUUUGCUAUCCAAGGGGGCUUCAACAGAGACUCAUUUGAGCCAACACCCAGUCAGUCACCCAGUGAAUCUUCAAAUCAGGGGCCAGCGCAAGCGCGAAGGUCAGAGAGGAAGUCGCACCUAAAAAGCAUUGCUGUUAUGUUCUGGUUCUUUUGUUUGUUGUGUUAAAAGAAAAUGACUAUGACUGUACUCAUUUAUUAAAGAGCCUUGUAUCAGUUAUUUCAUUCAUGUCGUAAAUUUUGAUUCUUCCAGCACAACUUUAAAAUAAACUUUUAAACCAUGAAAAAAA
Scatophagus argus is the source of this 2843-nucleotide messenger RNA. Its product is annotated as carcinoembryonic antigen-related cell adhesion molecule 1-like. The record is from RefSeq and is a predicted model, not a curated record. The transcript has 10 exons. Bases 534 to 2678 code for a protein of 714 amino acids. NCBI's taxonomy places the organism in Eukaryota, Metazoa, Chordata, Actinopteri, Scatophagidae.